GAGGAGGAGGAGUCGGGGAGCGGCCGCCCGAGGACCACUGCUAGCCCAGGCUGCGGAGUAGCGACGCCGGCCGCACGACUGCAGCCCCGCGCCCCCGACCGCCAGCAUGAUUGCCGCGCAGCUCCUGGCCUAUUACUUCACGGAGCUGAAGGAUGACCAAGUCAAAAAGAUUGACAAGUAUCUCUAUGCCAUGCGACUCUCUGACGAGACGCUGUUAGAUAUCAUGACUCGUUUCAAGAAGGAGAUGAAGAAUGGCCUCUCCCGGGAUUAUAAUCCGACAGCUACCGUCAAGAUGUUGCCAACGUUUGUGAGGUCCAUUCCUGAUGGUUCGGAAAAGGGAGAUUUCAUCGCCCUGGACCUUGGUGGGUCUUUCUUUCGAAUUCUGCGGGUGCAAGUGAAUCAUGAGAAAAACCAGAAUGUUUUCAUGGAGUCUGAGAUUUAUCCCACCCCGGAGAGCAUCGUGCAUGGCAGCGGAAGCCAGCUUUUUGAUCACGUUGCCGAGUGCCUGGGAGACUUCAUGGAGAAGAAGAAGAUCAAGGACAAGAACUUACCCGUGGGAUUCACAUUCUCCUUCCCGUGUCGGCAAUCCAAAAUAGACGAGGCCAUCCUGAUCACCUGGACAAAGAGAUUUAAAGCGAGUGGAGUGGAAGGAGCAGAUGUGGUGAAGUUGCUUAACAAAGCCAUCAAGAAACGAGGGGACUAUGACGCCAACAUUGUGGCAGUGGUGAAUGACACCGUGGGUACCAUGAUGACCUGUGGCUAUGAUGACCAUCAGUGUGAAGUCGGACUCAUCAUUGGCACUGGCACCAACGCUUGCUACAUGGAGGAACUGAGGCACAUCGACAUGGUGGAAGGCGACGAGGGGAGGAUGUGCAUCAACACGGAGUGGGGGGCCUUUGGGGACGACGGGGCUCUGGAAGACAUCCGCACCGAGUUUGACCGGGAGAUCGACCGUGGGUCUCUCAACCCCGGCAAACAGCUGUUCGAGAAGAUGGUCAGUGGCAUGUACCUGGGGGAGCUGGUUCGCCUGAUCCUGGUCAAGAUGGCCAAGGAGGGCCUCUUAUUUGAAGGGCGAAUCACCCCGGAGCUGCUCACCAGAGGGAAGUUUAACACCAGUGAUGUGUCAGCUAUUGAAAAGAAUAAGGAAGGCCUCCACAAUGCCAAAGAAAUCCUGACUCGCCUGGGAGUGGAGCCAUCUGACGACGACUGUGUUUCCGUCCAGCACGUGUGCACCAUCGUCUCCUUCCGCUCUGCCAACCUGGUGGCUGCAACGCUGGGUGCCAUCUUGAGCCGCCUUCGCGAUAACAAGGGCGCAGCCAGGCUGCGGACCACGGUUGGUGUCGACGGGUCUCUUUACAAGACGCACCCACAGUAUUCCCGGCGUUUCCACAAGACUCUGAGGCGUUUGGUGCCCGACUCGGACGUGCGUUUCCUCCUCUCAGAGAGUGGCAGCGGCAAGGGGGCCGCCAUGGUGACCGCAGUCGCCUACCGUCUGGCUGAGCAACACCGGCAGAUAGAGGAGACCCUGGCUCACUUCCGCCUCACCAAGGACAUGCUGUUGGAGGUGAAGAAGAGGAUGCGGGCCGAGAUGGAGUUGGGGCUGAAUAAGAAGACUCAUGAUAAGGCCGUGGUCAAGAUGCUGCCCUCCUUCGUCCGGAGCACUCCGGAUGGAACAGAACAUGGUGACUUCUUGGCUCUGGAUCUCGGAGGAACAAAUUUCCGCGUCUUGCUGGUGAAAGUCCGUAGUGGGAAAAAGAGAACUGUAGAAAUGCACAACAAGAUCUAUGCCAUUCCCAUUGAGAUCAUGCAGGGCACUGGGGAAGAACUGUUUGACCACAUCGUCUCCUGCAUCUCUGACUUCCUGGACUACAUGGGGAUCAAAGGCCCUAAGAUGCCUCUGGGCUUCACCUUCUCAUUUCCCUGCAAACAGACGAGCUUGGAUGAGGGAAUCUUGAUAACCUGGACAAAGGGUUUUAAGGCUACGGACUGUGUGGGGCAUGAUGUAGCAACCUUGCUAAGGGAUGCGGUGAAAAGGAGAGAGGAAUUUGAACUGGAUGUGGUGGCUGUGGUCAACGACACGGUGGGCACUAUGAUGACCUGUGCUUAUGAGGAGCCCACCUGUGAGGUUGGACUCAUUGUAGGGACUGGAUCCAAUGCCUGCUACAUGGAAGAAAUGAAGAACGUCCAGAUGGUGGAUGGGGAUGUGGGACGGAUGUGUAUCAACAUGGAGUGGGGUGCCUUUGGGGACAACGGGUGUCUGGAUGAUAUCAGAACGAACUAUGACAGGAUGGUGGAUGAUCAUUCACUCAAUGCUGGGAAACAAAGGUUUGAGAAGAUGAUCAGUGGUAUGUACCUGGGUGAAAUUGUCCGCAACAUCUUGAUUGACUUCACCAAGAAGGGGUUUCUCUUCCGGGGGCAGAUCUCUGAGUCGCUGAAGACUUGGGGCAUCUUUCAGACCAAGUAUCUCUCUCAGAUUGAGAGUGACCGGUUAGCACUGCUGCAGGUCCGGGCCAUCCUCCAGCAGCUGGGCCUGGACAGCACCUGCGACGACAGUAUCCUCGUGAAGACGGUGUGCGGGGUGGUGUCCAGGAGGGCGGCGCAGCUGUGUGGCGCUGGCAUGGCAGCUGUGGUGGAUAAGAUACGAGAGAACAGAGGCCUGGACCAUCUCAACGUCACUGUGGGGGUGGACGGGACGCUCUACAAGCUGCAUCCACACUUCUCCCGAAUCAUGCACCAAACCGUGUCGGAACUGUCACCAAAGUGCACCGUGUCCUUCCUCCUGUCCGAGGACGGCAGCGGCAAGGGGGCGGCCCUCAUCACGGCAGUGGGCGUCCGGCUCCGAGAAGAGAGGAGCAGCUAAGAGCCCCGGGCCCCAGUCUGCUGCCCUUCCAGCACCUCUCUCUUCCAGCGGCGACCCCAGCUCCCAGCCGGCUCUGCUGGGAGAUGCCAUGCCCUGGCUGGCCACCGCCACAGCGGGGAGGAAACACAACCCAACUAAUGGCGUAUAAUGUAGGGUACAAAAUAGAGUGUGUGCUGUCGAUAAUCUCUCACCUCCAGCUCCCCUUCACCUGCCCUGACACUCUGCAUGAUUUGAUUUCAGCCUGGUUGUACGUUCCCCACGCGUGAAGUUUAGUGGCAUCCAUUCCUAAUUUAUGCAUUCAUCCAGCAGAGUUAUUUAUUGGCUCCAGAUGAAAAGUCUCACCAUCUGACAGGCCUGGUGUGCCGCUGCAGCCUGUCUCGGGGACACAUCCUGUGUGAGAUGUACCAACACCAGCAGACACUGCCGGGACCCCCCCGGGGCAGUUUGCUGCCCCCCUCACCCCAGCUACUGCUGCUGGCGGGCACCACGAGGAGCCUGUGGGGGUGUGUCAGUGCCACUGAGCUGUGUGUCCAUGGGACUGGUCAUCGCCACGUGUGACAGUCUUGACAGUCUUGAAUCUUGUCUGUCUUGUGGGGUGGGGGGAGGUGGGCAUUGCUGCGGGGAAGUGUCUUGUCUCCAUUUGGGUAAAAGGAACCAACCAACCAAUCAACCAACCAUCCAUGCCCUCAUCGGAAUUUCCCAUUGCUUUUGUGAGCCAUGUUGUAUGACCUAGUAAACUUUGUACCAGUUCAAAGACCCGAGUGAUGCUUAAUGCUUAGGGAAGGGGAGGACAUUCUGGAUGCAGCAAAGCCCCCACCCAGGGGAUUUUUGUGGCCUUCUUUGUGAGGGUGAGAGUUUGAAACGAAAAUGGUGUUCCUCAGCUCCCAGCCCUCACUGGGCGUGGCCCUCCCUGCCUAGUAUUAUAGCAGUAGCCUUUCCUCUUGUCUUCCAGCACCUGCCCUCCUGUUUCCCUGUUCCAGCCCCACAGCCCUACCCCAGAGAGGCUCCAGCAGCCCCACCCCAGCACGGUCAAGGUGCGGGAGGUAAGGCCCCUGUCCUCCUCACUGGUAGUUAGAACAAAGAAAGUCCACCUGGCAUCCAGGGGCUGUUUGGAUUCAGUGAGAAGAAAGGGCAGCUUCCAACACCACCCACCCCCUUUAUCAUCUUGUCUGGCAGAUGAGAGACCCCCAGCCUCACACAGAGGAAAUCUUGCAGCAGCCCAGGGCAGCAGGGUGACUGUGCUGUCCCCUCUCCCCACCUUAAAUUGACCCCUUCCUAGGAAAUUGGGCCCCUCGACCUUGAGGUUGCUCUUCCACCCCACAGCUGCCACUUUGGAUUCUCCCCCAUCCAGAUGGGGGACCCCCACCUCAGUCUGCAUUCUGGUGCCGUGAUUGGGGUGGCACGUGAGUCUCCCAAGCUGCGACUGCAGCUCCUUGAGGAGGCUCCCCACGGAGGCUCCCCGCUGCUCCAACCCUUCCGGGAUUGACUACAUGCCCAUUUGGUUUGGUGAGACCUUUAUUUGGCGCUGCCGGUGAUCUUUGUGGAGAAGCAGGUAACAUUAAACUCUUGAUGUGCAUUUUCA
Molecule: messenger RNA, 4442 nt
Organism: Condylura cristata (star-nosed mole)
Lineage: Eukaryota; Metazoa; Chordata; Mammalia; Eulipotyphla; Talpidae
Gene: HK1
Product: hexokinase 1
Exons: 18
Coding region: 107-2860 (917 amino acids)
Biological process (GO): glycolytic process; intracellular glucose homeostasis; glucose 6-phosphate metabolic process
Cellular component (GO): mitochondrion; cytosol
Molecular function (GO): fructokinase activity; mannokinase activity; glucokinase activity
Source: RefSeq, a predicted model, not a curated record